Molecule: messenger RNA, 447 nt
Organism: Gymnogyps californianus (California condor)
Lineage: Eukaryota; Metazoa; Chordata; Aves; Accipitriformes; Cathartidae
Gene: TMEM212
Product: transmembrane protein 212
Source: RefSeq, a predicted model, not a curated record
AUGAAAGUGAAGAGCUUGUAUGAAGUUGCCAGAGGGAUACUUAUUACCUUUAGGAUUAUAAACAUUUUUCCUGGAAUUUUUGCUUUUUUCCCUGUUUUUUCUUAUAAGCCCUGGUUCUUCAGACGGAGUGUUUGCCUCACCAGUCCCAUUUGGAAUGGAGCUUUAUGGGAGGCUAGUUUUGCCUUCGGCAUCCUGAGCAUCAUGGGUGCUUCAGUACAGUUUGCUGCUGCCAUUGCAUCUCUUCUCCUUGGCCCACACUGCUACUGCUCGCUUGCUGGGAUCGCUGGGACCAACUACCUGGGUUAUACAGUCCUGUUCCUUUUUCCCUACACUGACUUCCCAAACCUCUGCAAAGACCCAUCGCGCUAUCAGCGGUACCCACUCACCCUGCAAAUACUGGACCUGUGCUCAAGUUUGGCCAUGUUCCGUGCAUUUUUGGGUUUGUGA